Molecule: messenger RNA, 1237 nt
Organism: Helianthus annuus (common sunflower)
Lineage: Eukaryota; Viridiplantae; Streptophyta; Magnoliopsida; Asterales; Asteraceae
Product: glutathione S-transferase L3
Exons: 10
Coding region: 121-1035 (304 amino acids)
Molecular function (GO): glutathione transferase activity
Source: RefSeq, a predicted model, not a curated record
AAGGUGUCAAGUAAUCACGGAACAAUAACGGCUUGAGAUCAACGAGGUUCACACACGAAGGCAAAGUCAUCAGAACCAGCCAGAUACGGUUUCCUGCUACACCAUUAUCGAAUCACCAAAAUGGCUGCGUUAAAUCUAAGCUGCUGCUACCAUCAUCAUCACUUUCAAUCUCACUCUCCGCCACCAACGAAUGUUCCCAUUCUUCUCUCUCAUCGUAACAAUAUAUCUAUCUCCCCCAAAUCCCCCUUAACAUCAUUUCACCACAAAAGGCAUCAUAGUAAUCUGUUAGUUCUAGCAACGACAAUGGCUACUAAUGUGCAAGAGGAUCUUCCACCAGCUCUUGAUUCUACUUCCGAACCACCUUCGGUUUUCGAUGGAACUACUAGGUUGUACAUAUCUUACACUUGCCCGUAUGCACAACGUGUGUGGAUUACCCGCAACUGCAAGGCUCUCCCUCUCUCUCAUAUCGGAUUGCAGGAAAAGAUUAAACUGGUUCCAAUUGAUCUAAAGAACAGACCAGAUUGGUACAAGGAGAAGGUUUACCCUGCAAACAAGGUGCCAGCUUUAGAACACAACAAUCAAGUCAAGGGAGAAAGUCUUGAUCUCAUCAAGUAUAUUGACACCAACUUUGAAGGACCGUCACUUUAUCCAGAUGAUACUAUCAAGCAAGAGUUUGGAGAAGAGUUGCUUUCAUACACUAAUACGUUCUAUAAAGCCGUCACCACCUCAUUAAAAGGAGACGGGUUUGAUGAUGCUGCUGCUGCAUUUGAUUAUAUAGAGAAGGCUCUUUCCAAGUUCGAUGAUGGCCCAUUUUUUCUAGGUCAAUUCAGCCUGGUAGAUAUAGCUUAUGCUCCUUUCAUCGAAAGAUUUCAGCCGUACUUGCUAGAUGUAAAAAAAUACGAUAUUAAAGUGGGCCGGCCAAAACUUGCAGUCUGGAUCGAGGAAAUGAACAAAAACGAUGAUUUUAACCAAACCAGGCGGGAUCCAAAGGAACUUGUAGAGAGCUACAGAAAACGUUAUUUGUCUUCAUCAUAAGGUUCAGGUUUUGCGAUUCAGUCACGCCAUGGGAUGCAGGAACAUUGCAUGGACAAGAAGACCUGAUUAGUUCCUUUGGAUAUUUAAGAAUAAUAUGUUACAUAGGUUAUUUGUGCAACAUACUAUUGACAAAAUAAAACUAUGUUAUUAUGUUUAAUCUAUUUUCUAAUAUGCUACAAUUUUGUGGUCGAUUAUACAUUUA